AUGCUGUUUAUAAACAACAUUUCUUUAGGAGAAUGUAGAUCGGCAUUUGAAAACGUAAAUUUGACUUUAUUUUUUUCUAACGAAAGAGAAAAUAGCGUUUCACUACCUUAUAAAAAUCCAUAUCUUACUCUUCUUAUAAUAUUUGGGACAUCCUUAAUAAGACAUGGUUCCAGUUUAGAGGAAAAAUGUAAAAAGUUUCUUAAAUAUGAUUGUAUUAGUCAUCAACAUAUAUUUCCUAAUCUUGAUGCAUAUUGUCAAAGUAGACGAACUGAUGAGUGUGAAAGAUUGGAUACAAAGGUCAAUGAAACAUGUGUCAAUUUAAACAAAACAUUUGAUGAUUUAGGUCUUGCUUCUGCAAAUGGUGUUUGGACUAUACUAUGGAACAGCACUGCAAACAUUAUCACUACACCUCAAUGUCAAAUGUUAAUAGAAGAAUGCACUUAUUUUGAACAUGCAUGUCUUGGUAUUAAAAGUCCAUGUGAAAAUGUAAAAGCUCUAUGUUAUACGCUGGGUAUAAAAAGAUCUCACUUGAAUAAUGUUUGGAAAAAACUCAAAGAAAAAAUGCCAUUCACUGAUUUUAGCAUUUUUAAUCAAUCUCAUCUACCUCAAUCCUCUGAUACUUCUAAGUUGCACCAGCCUAUUCUAGAUAUAUGUGCUGAGCUUGGAGGAACUAACGAGGUCUUAUUUAGAUGGUGUUUGCACCCUACCCCUAUUACCCCCCCUCCCCCCGUCUCGAUAACUUUCCCAGGUAACUUACUUGAUAGAUUAUUUCAUGAUUUUUCAGCAAGGCACGAGGAUUUAAAAAGAGAUUUACUAUAUGUAUCAGAACCUCCUACUUUAACAGAAUGUGCAACUUAUCUUUAUGAAUGUCACAGCUUAUCAAACAUUUUUAAAGAUCUUAUUAAUUGUACAAUACUGGAAAAAGCAUGUUAUAAUAGUCACAAAAAUUAUGGUAGACCUAAAGAUUCUAAGUUUAGCAAGUCGGCUUGA
Messenger RNA from Pneumocystis jirovecii RU7, 990 nucleotides. RefSeq lists its product as uncharacterized. The transcript has a single exon. Bases 1 to 990 code for a protein of 329 amino acids. Lineage: Eukaryota; Fungi; Ascomycota; Pneumocystomycetes; Pneumocystales; Pneumocystaceae. The record is from RefSeq and is a predicted model, not a curated record.